Messenger RNA from Neoarthrinium moseri, 474 nucleotides. RefSeq lists its product as uncharacterized. The transcript is spliced from 2 exons. The record is from RefSeq and is a predicted model, not a curated record. Bases 1 to 474 code for a protein of 157 amino acids. Lineage: Eukaryota; Fungi; Ascomycota; Sordariomycetes; Amphisphaeriales; Apiosporaceae.
AUGUCUACCGAAGCCAACGCCCGCGCAUUCUUCUCGUCGCCCUACUUUGCCGUUGUAGGUGCCAGCUCAAACCCCGCCAAAUUCGGCCACAAGAUCUUUGCCUGGUAUACUUACCACUCCUUGCCGGCAACACCCAUCAACCCGGGCUCAGCCACUAUCUCAGUAGACACCCAGGCCUACGACACCAAGCCAGCGCUCUCGGCGCUGCCACACCCCAAGGAGACGUCCGUGUCCAUCAUCACGCCGCCGCCGGCUACACUCCAGGUCCUCAAGGAGGCAAAGGAGCUUGGCAUCCCUGCCGUUUGGCUCCAGCCGGGUACCUUUGACGAUGCCGUCCUAAAGUUCGCCAGAGGUAAGGCCGAGGAUGGCGGGUACGGCGGCGAGGUCGUAGCUGGAGAUGGAGGCAGGGGUCAUGAGGGCUGGUGUGUACUGGUGGACGGGGAGAAGGCUUUGAAAGCUGUUGGCAAGUUGUAG